Messenger RNA from Toxorhynchites rutilus septentrionalis, 1542 nucleotides. Its product is annotated as zinc finger protein 771-like. Gene Ontology annotation, biological process: regulation of transcription by RNA polymerase II. The transcript is spliced from 12 exons. The coding region runs from base 111 to 1445 and encodes 444 amino acids. The record is from RefSeq and is a predicted model, not a curated record. NCBI's taxonomy places the organism in Eukaryota, Metazoa, Arthropoda, Insecta, Diptera, Culicidae. Gene Ontology annotation, cellular component: nucleus. Gene Ontology annotation, molecular function: RNA polymerase II cis-regulatory region sequence-specific DNA binding; DNA-binding transcription activator activity, RNA polymerase II-specific.
CUGCCAAAAUACGUUGCUCAGGGUUUGUUUUGAUUCUGGGAUAUAUGAAAGUGCGAUUGUACAGUUUUACUUUAAAUUAAUUUGAAUAAAUAAAAUUUCGCUGAAGUGAGAUGGCUUUGGUUAGCAACAAUCUCGACCAAUGCAGCUUCUGUACUGAUACAUGCAAUGAAGAAUUUCGUCAUGUACUGGUCUCCACUCAAUACCAAGAGCAGAAGUUGAAAACUAUACUACAGAAAUUUAGCAGUUUCCCUUCGCAUUUGAGCAGUUAUCCUACGUGUGACAAAUGUCACCAAGAAUUCAUAUCCGUCCACAACAUUCCCAAGAGCUGCUUUCAAAUUUUAUCCAUCGCCGAACCGACUGUCAUCAAGACGGAACCAGAGUUAAUGAUAGAUGACCACGAACUGUCCAAUCAUGAGAACAUUUCAGAGACAGACUCGACAGCGGACUUUGUGCCAAUUGAACAGGAAGACGAAAUACAAAUCGCGGCAGAAAAAGUGGAGGGGUUCUCCAUCAAGGAAAUGAAUGAACACGACGUGGAUGAAGGAAAGAAUCCGCUUAAAUGUGAAAAGUGUGGAAAAACAUUUCACACAAAAUACAGACUCAAACUUCACGAACUAAUUCAUACAGAUGGGCGUCCCUAUUCUUGUCCAACUUGUUCGAAUGCGUUUAAAUAUGAGACAACGCUCAAACGACACAUUCUUUCUCACACUGAUAAUCCUUCCUAUUGUUGUCCACAUUGUCCGAAAGCGUUUUGGAAUCCUUCAACACUCAAACUUCACGUUCGUUCUCAUACAGGUGAACGUCCCUUUUCUUGCCCAAGCUGUCCAAAUGCGUACGGAGACCGUGGAGCGCUGAAGCGGCACAUUCGAAGUCAUACGGGUGAACGUCCCUAUUCGUGCCCACAAUGUCCCAAAGCAUUUACGGAAAGUUCAGUGCUCCAACAGCACAUUAAAACUCAUACGGGUGAACGUCCCUAUUCAUGUCCACAUUGUCCCAAAACAUUUCCAAAUUCUUCACUGCUUCAAAGGCACAUUCGAUCUCAUACGGGUGAACGUCCCUUUUCAUGUCCACAUUGUUCGAAUGCGUUUAUGGAUCCUGCAACGCUAAAGCGACACGUUCGAAUUCAUACUGGCGAACGACCCUAUUCGUGUCCACUUUGUCCCAAGGCAUAUUGUCAUUCUUCGCCGCUUCAAAAGCACAUGCGAGUUCAUACGGGUGAACGUCCCUAUUCCUGUCCACAUUGCUCGAAAGGGUUUAUGGACUCUGCAACUCUAAAGCGGCACAUUCGAGUUCAUACGGGUGAACGUCCCUAUUCGUGUCCACAUUGCCCCAAAGAAUUUAAGCGCAAUUCAACUCUAGUAAUACACCUAAGUACUCAUGAUAACGAUAAAACCGGCUUGGAGCAGAAAUCACAGGUAACUGUGAAGGAAGAGAUAACUGAAUAAUCCAUGUCGUUGAAAGCGAUUGCAAAAUAAAUUGAGUGAGUUGUGUACAUAGGAUGAAAUCAGACAUUUACAAAAAAAAGAAACCAAACAGCUAUGA